AUGAAGCUCGUCAGAUUCCUGAUGAAAUGCGCCAACGAAACGGUCACAAUCGAACUUAAAAAUGGCACCAUUGUCCAUGGCACCAUUAUGUCCGUCUCGCCUCAAAUGAACACGGCUUUGAGGACAGUCAAGAUGACACACAAGGGCCAAGAACCCAUGUCCCUUGAUACCAUGAACAUCCGCGGGUCGACCAUCCGCUAUUUCAUCCUCCCGGACUCUCUACCGCUCGAUACCUUACUCAUCGACGAUGCGCCGAAACCGAAAAACAAGGCAAGGAAGGAGGCGGAUCGGGGUCGCGGAGGGCGCGGUGGAGGUCGCGGACGGGGUCGGGGCAGAGGACGUGGCCGUGGAAGAGGCUAG
This is a messenger RNA of Sodiomyces alkalinus F11, 360 nucleotides long. Its product is annotated as small nuclear ribonucleo protein Sm D1. The record is from RefSeq and is a predicted model, not a curated record. Gene Ontology annotation, molecular function: RNA binding. Bases 1 to 360 code for a protein of 119 amino acids. Gene Ontology annotation, cellular component: U2 snRNP; commitment complex; U1 snRNP. Gene Ontology annotation, biological process: spliceosomal snRNP assembly; RNA processing. The transcript has 3 exons. Lineage: Eukaryota; Fungi; Ascomycota; Sordariomycetes; Glomerellales; Plectosphaerellaceae.